CACUAUACAAUGUCCAAAUAAGUUCAUAUUAGCGAUUAAGGGGAUUAUAAGAUUAAUAUUUUAGUGGGUUAAUUUUAAAGCACACGAUUUCUUUAUAAAUUUGAGGUUAUUGGAACCAAUGUGUUAAAACGGAUUACUUUCUUCUGUACAUUUACACGGAAUAUGGGCCAGUAAAAAAUAUGGAAUGUUUUUUUCUUGAUAGAUAGUUUACAAAUUUAUAAAAAAAAACAAUGGACAGAUUCUUUAUUUCUGCGGUUUUGGUGGCCUUUUUCCUUUCGCUAACAGAUUUCAGCCAUGCAGACUAUUGUCUUACUUACUACUCAAACAACAUCAACACCUACUACAUGUAUUGUGCUAAUGGCUGCUGUGGCUACGCACACGACAGGGAAUGCUGCAAAAAGACCAACGCGGGGGCAAUCGCCGGCGGAGUAAUCGGGGCUCUCACCGCUAUCGCUGUCAUCGUAGGAAUCAUCGUAUACUGUCACAUUUCCAAAAAGAAGAAGAAGAAAGAAGAAGAGGAGAUUGAUGAAGGCUUUGAUUUUAAUAUGAAUCCAAACCAUCCUUACAUGGGAUAUGGAUUACCCCCUGCAGGUGAGCCAGAGCCAGAGUACCUGAACCAUGGAUUUCCCGGGGCCCCACUGGGACCACCGCCCGCCUACGACCACCCACCACCCGCGCCUAUCGGAGCCAGGGGAGGGCCGGGCGAUCUACCACCGCCGAUGCCCAACACAGAACACAUGUGAAGACAACA
Messenger RNA from Saccostrea cuccullata (small rock oyster), 751 nucleotides. RefSeq lists its product as uncharacterized. The transcript is spliced from 4 exons. The coding region runs from base 231 to 743 and encodes 170 amino acids. Lineage: Eukaryota; Metazoa; Mollusca; Bivalvia; Ostreida; Ostreidae. The record is from RefSeq and is a predicted model, not a curated record.